Messenger RNA from Ilyonectria robusta, 1569 nucleotides. Its product is annotated as major facilitator superfamily domain-containing protein. The record is from RefSeq and is a predicted model, not a curated record. NCBI's taxonomy places the organism in Eukaryota, Fungi, Ascomycota, Sordariomycetes, Hypocreales, Nectriaceae. The transcript is spliced from 4 exons. Gene Ontology annotation, molecular function: transmembrane transporter activity. Gene Ontology annotation, biological process: transmembrane transport. Bases 1 to 1569 code for a protein of 522 amino acids.
AUGGAUGAGAAAUCAGGCUCCAGUCACUUGGAAAGUGGGACACCUGAGAUGGUGAAGGCCCUUCCAGAUGGCAUUCGCAGAGACGCGGGCUUGGUUCUGGACACUGAGGGCCUGGAUGGCCAACUGUCGCUUAAAGUUGCCGCUGAUGGACAUACGGUCCUUCUUCCCCAGCCGACCGAUGAUCCCCGUGAUCCUCUCAACUGGUCCUGGAAGCGGAAACAUCUUCUGCUCCUCAGUGUUGCCUGGGCCGCUCUUUGUACCGAUUUCACUGCCGCCGCCGGAACAGCCAUAAUCUUUAACCAAGCAGGUCAAUGGCACAUAUCGCCGAAUCGAGCCAAUGACCCGAACGCCAUAUUGGUCUUGUUCAACGGACUCGGAGGCCUCGUCUGGGUGCCCCUGAGCUCCAUCUGGGGCCGAGCUCCAGUGCUCUUCUGGACUACUAUCGCAGGGUUAGCCGUCAAUCUCGGCGCUGCUGUUGCAGACAGAUACUCGGUCUACUUCGCCUUACGGGUUCUUUCGGGUUUGUUCCUGACCAGUGGCCAAACCAUGACCAUUGCCUUCCUAAAGGACCUUUUCUUCUUCCACGAACGCGCCCGAAAGAUUGGCCUCUGGGCAGUGCUCUACGUCGCCUCGCCGUAUCUCGGACCAUGUCUCGCCAACUUCGUCAUUUCCGCGACGCACCAUUGGCCCGAUAUUUUCUGGAUGUGCUCUGGUGUGGUCGGCUUGCAACUUAUCCUGGUCCUAGCAUUCGUGGAUGAGACGUGGUACAAUCGCGACUUGCCAGAUUCGGAACAGCCUCCUCGACAGAGCGGCAUUGUUGGCCGGCUGAUGAGGCUCACGGGGAUUUGGCAGAUUCAACAUUCCAACUACUUUCACGACACUAUCCCAGUCUGCAAAAGAUUCUUCGCCACCAUCACCAAACCUUCGUUUGCUCUGAUUUGCCUCUCCUAUUUUCUCACCUUUGCUUGGGCCAUCGGGGUUAAUAUCUCGACGAACUUGCUCUUCUUCCAACCCAAGGAAGCCGGCGGCGCCUAUGGAUACACUACGAAAACAAUUGGCUACUUGUAUUUCGCCAACAUUGUCGGCGUGUUCUUGGGCGAAAUCUUUGGACAUUACUUCAACGACUACAUGGCGCACCGCUACAUCAAACAACACAAGGGAGUCUUCAAGCCGGAAGUGCGCCUUUGGACCAUCUACAUCUCCAUCGUUUUUAUGGUGGCUGCUCUCAUACUGAUCGGCCAGUCCUUUGAGAAUGCGCUGUCCGUAGUAGCAGUGAUUUUUGGCUUGGGGAUAUUUGCUUUCGGGGUCAUGACCAUGUCUGUAUCGGUCACGGCUUAUGCCCUUGACUCGUAUCCCAAUGCACCGGCAGAGCUGAGUUGUUGGCUCAAUUUCGCCCGUACCGCGGGUGGAUUUGCUGUAGGCUACUUUCAGCAACCGUGGCUGGAACGUGUAGGUGCCGAUGCGAGCUUCGGUACACAGGCUGGGAUUGUGGCCUUUGCCGCUAUUCCGGUGGUUCUGGCGCAUAUUUACGGUGCUUCGAUGAGACAGAAGCAUGGCCCGCUUGAUUAA